Messenger RNA from Cuculus canorus (common cuckoo), 1619 nucleotides. RefSeq names its product LIM and cysteine rich domains 1 (gene LMCD1). Lineage: Eukaryota; Metazoa; Chordata; Aves; Cuculiformes; Cuculidae. Bases 44 to 1126 code for a protein of 360 amino acids. The record is from RefSeq and is a predicted model, not a curated record. The transcript has 6 exons. Gene Ontology annotation, molecular function: zinc ion binding.
GCUCGGGCAGCGCGCCCCGGGCGAGCGGCGGGCGCGGUGCGGGAUGGAGCUGAGUCUCGGCGUGCAGAAGAUGUCGGUGAGCCAGCAGUCAGGAAGAGGUGUGCCUUGUUUAUGCUGCAGAGGGAAAUGCACGGGCUUUGAGCCACAUUCUUGGAGGAAAAUCUGCAGGUCGUGUAAAUGCAGCCAGGAGGAUCAUAACCUGAGCUCGGAUGUGGAAGAUGAUCGGAAAAUUGGGCGCUUGCUGUCAGACUCCAAAUAUGCUACACUGACUGCCCGAGUGAAAGGAGGUGAUGGUGUUCGCAUUUACAAAAGGAACCGCAUGAUCAUCACCAACCCCAUUGUCUCUCGGAAAGAUCCCACCUUUGACACCAUUACAUAUGAGUGGGCUCCACCGGGGCUCACCCAGAAGCUGGCCAUGCAGUACAUGGAGCUGAUCCCAAAGGAAAUGCAGCCAGUGGCAGGGACGGAAGGGGCAUACUAUCGCCGGCGGCAGCUGAUGAGACAACUCCCAUUGUAUGACCAGGACCCGUCCCAGUGCUGCAGCCUCACGGAAGGCGAGCUGAAACUCAUGGAAGACUUUGUGAAGAAGUACAAAGCUGAUGCCCUGGGUGUUGGGGAGGUGGCACUGCCAGGCCAGGGUGGUGGCGGUGGGAAGGAGGAGGGGAAGCCUCAGGACAAGAGCAUUGCUGCCAGCAAACCACCUGAGUCCACCAAUGGAGCCCUGGAGCACACGCCUGCAGGAGGGCACUACCGCUGCGAGACUUGCAAGCAGACGGUGCCCGGGGACUGCCCGGUGGUGUACGCCGACAGGGCGGGUUACUCCCGGCAGUGGCACCCAGCGUGCUUCGUGUGCUGCCAGUGCUCUGAGCCCCUCGUUGACCUCAUCUACUUCUGGAAGAGUGGGGCUGCCUGGUGUGGGCGCCACUACUGCGAGAGCCUCCGGCCACGCUGCGCUGGCUGCGAUGAGAUCAUCUUCUCGGAGGACUACCAGCAGGCAGAAGGGAAGGCCUGGCACAAGAAGCACUUUGCCUGCCUGGAGUGUGAGACACUGCUGACUGGCAAACCCUUUAUUCUGGACAAUGCCAGCCUCCUCUGCACAACCUGCAGCAACAGCAAACGCCUCUGAGCAGGGAGCAGCUAGGGGGCAAGGCGGGCUUCCCAAGGUCCUACCAGGACUAGGGUCAUUUGACAAGUACACAAGAAGGGGAAGGUUAGAAAAAAAAAAAUAGAGCCUGGCUAUUCACUUGCAAGCAACUAAGUGCAGAAGAAUAUUUCCUUGGAGAGAGAGCAAAGGAAAUUCUUAUGCCUGGGGGUGGGAGAUAUACAGCAUAUCUGACUAGGAGGACCUGAAAAAGAGGUUCUGUUUUGUGGUGUUUUUCAUAAAGUCUCUCCAAGCUUCUUCUGACUAAGAUCUUGCAAUAGUCUUUGGAAAGAACACAUCUCAAAAGUAGGUUUUGGCAUACUAAAUCUAUGGUCAUGGUCAGAAACAAAGGCUGGUUUUUUCUGAAGUCCAUACUGGAAGUUUACACUAACAGACUGCUGAUAACUGUACUAAAGCAGUAGGUUUGAAGAAUUUGAAUAACCGAGGUGAUUACUUUCUGAAAGCAAAUUCUAGAAAA